This is a messenger RNA of Orbilia oligospora ATCC 24927, 864 nucleotides long. RefSeq lists its product as uncharacterized. The transcript has a single exon. Gene Ontology annotation, molecular function: oxidoreductase activity. Lineage: Eukaryota; Fungi; Ascomycota; Orbiliomycetes; Orbiliales; Orbiliaceae. Bases 1 to 864 code for a protein of 287 amino acids. The record is from RefSeq and is a predicted model, not a curated record.
AUGUCCCCAGCAGCUCUUUUGGACCAUUCCACCACUGGAACCCUCUUCUAUACUACUCCACCUACCGAUGGGUCUAAACCUUACACCAAUAUCAACGCUUCGGCAUCCGGAGUUCGGGAAACUAACAUCGGCCUGAACCCUGUCAAUGUCAAAAUCAACAAUAUCCGUACAACUUCGACCCCAAUCGGUCUCGACGUAACUGGCUUUGACGUUCAAACCGUCCCGUCUCCAUUCUCUCAAAACCACAAAAACUUCCUUGACGAAGAUAAGGUUCAAUCCGAGUAUUAUGACGAAAUCCGUGCUGCCUUACUAAAGGCUACCGGCGCAAAAGAAGUCUUCAUCUUCGACCACACCAUCCGUCGUCGCUCACCCGAAGUUGUAGACGACACCCCUUCAACCCGGCAACCUGUCGCCCGUGUCCACGUCGAUCAAACAACUAGCGCAGCAUACAACCGUGUUAGAAGACAUCUGGGCGAUCGUGCAGAAGAGCUGCUGAAGAAUCGCUUCCAGCUUAUUAACGUUUGGCGCCCAAUUCAAAACACUGCGUCCGAUCAUCCACUUGCCGUCGGUUCCUAUAAAUCUAUAAAACCAAAGGAUUUGCUCGCCACAACAUUGGUUUACCCACCACCGACUCCGAAUGGCGAGACAUACUCUAUAGCUCACAAUCCUGACCACGAAUGGUACUACGUGAAAGAUAUGACGGUCGACGAGAUUCUCUUUAUCAAGUGUUUCGAUACCGAAGGGUUAAAGGAAGACAGUGGAGUGGCGUUGUUGACACCACACACAGCCUUUGAAGAUCCUAAUACUCCAGUGGACGCCCCAUUGAGACAAAGUAUCGAGGUCAGGUGUUUGGUGUUCUUUUGA